AUGGACGGGAGUCUAGGAGAGAUGUCGCUGCACGGCCACGCCGAGCUGCACUCGCGGGACCUCUCGGCCGCCUUUCCCCGGCCCCCUCUGGGUGGCGGCCCCCUUCUGGAACCCGAGGCGCGGGCUCCUCCGCCCGCCUUCGAGCACUCCAUGUCGGCACUGGGCUACAGCGGCGACUCCCCGUCCGGGUCGGGCAGCACCUACACCACGUUGACCCCCUUGCAGCCCUUCGACGACAAGUUCCACCACCACCACCACCACCACCACCCCUGCCUCCCCGUCAGCAAUGUCAUCGGGAGUUUCACGCUAAUGCGCGAGGAGCGAGCCGGCCUUCCCCACAACUUCUACAAUCCCUACGCCAAAGACCUCGGCAUGACCCAGAGUCUGACGCCACCCUCCUCUGGCUUGGGGUCCAUGCACAGCUACGGGAACCCCAAUGGGGGCGGCGGCGGAGGAGGCAGUAGUGGACAGAUGCUCCACGGUGGCUACGACGUCCACGGCGGGAGCCUGUUCUGCAGGACGUCGGACUUUGCUCGAGAGAUGUCGCCCCCGGGACUGGGCGCCGGCGACAUGUCCAUGGGGCACCAGCUGAACAAAAUGGACGGGGCGGGCCACCACCCUCACAUCUACAGCCAGCACUACCAGGCGCACCACCACCCCAGUCAGCAGGCCGCCAAGAUCGUUGACCACCUGCAUUCCCUGUCGUCUUCCCCGGGGGACGGCGCCCCAGGUGGCGGGUCCCCAGGCGGAGGCGGCGGCGGCGGCGGGGAGGAGAUCAACACCCGUGACGUGGCUCAGAGGAUCAUCACAGAGCUGAAGAGGUACAGCAUCCCGCAGGCCAUCUUCGCCGAGCGCGUCCUGUGCCGCUCGCAGGGGACGCUCUCCGACCUCCUGAGGAACCCCAAACCCUGGGCCAAGCUCAAGUCCGGACGGGAGACCUUCAAGAGGAUGUUGCGAUGGCUGCAGGAACCCGAGUUCCAGAGGAUGGCUUCGCUCCGCCUGGAGGCUUGCAAACGAAAGGAGCAGGAGCAGAGCAAACUGGAGCGGAACCAGGGGCCCAAGCGGACCCGGCUGGUGUUCACCGAUCUCCAACGCCGCACACUGUUGGCCAUCUUCCGGGAGAACCACCGGCCCACCAAGGACCUGCAGGUGACCAUCUCGCAGCAGCUGGGCUUGGAGCUCUCCACCGUCAGCAACUUCUUCAUGAACGCACGCCGCCGCAACCUCAACAAGUGGAGCGACGAGGGCCGCCCGUCUUCCACCGGGUCUUCGGGAUCCAGCGCCUCGUCCUCGGCGGUAUCCUGCAGCACGGCGUGA
Molecule: messenger RNA, 1317 nt
Organism: Phycodurus eques (leafy seadragon)
Lineage: Eukaryota; Metazoa; Chordata; Actinopteri; Syngnathiformes; Syngnathidae
Gene: onecutl
Product: one cut domain, family member, like
Exons: 2
Coding region: 1-1317 (438 amino acids)
Biological process (GO): regulation of transcription by RNA polymerase II
Cellular component (GO): nucleus
Molecular function (GO): RNA polymerase II cis-regulatory region sequence-specific DNA binding; DNA-binding transcription factor activity, RNA polymerase II-specific
Source: RefSeq, a predicted model, not a curated record